Messenger RNA from Dicentrarchus labrax (European seabass), 1666 nucleotides. RefSeq names its product C-C chemokine receptor type 2. Gene Ontology annotation, molecular function: chemokine receptor activity. Bases 341 to 1360 code for a protein of 339 amino acids. The record is from RefSeq and is a predicted model, not a curated record. Lineage: Eukaryota; Metazoa; Chordata; Actinopteri; Moronidae. The transcript is spliced from 6 exons. Gene Ontology annotation, biological process: G protein-coupled receptor signaling pathway; chemotaxis; immune response. Gene Ontology annotation, cellular component: membrane.
CCAGUCUUCACCUUACCAGAAAUGAGCUCUGCAACAGGAUUUGACACAAAAAGCGAGCAAUGCCAGUUGUGACAGGAUGACAUGUAAGUUUGAUGCCCAACUCAAGAACAUUCACAUUCGGGAGCAGUGAUUUUAGCAGACAAUGAGAUUUUUGAGUGGACGCAAGUUUUUACACACACUGUGACACAAAUGAAGGGAACAGUUUUCUCAACAUUCAGGAGUCAAAAGAGCUCAUUGUUGAUAAAGCCUGGGGGGAACACUUUAAGAUAAAUUAAAGAUCUCCCAGAACAACUCAGCUUGGGCGGUUACCUUUGAAGAAUAGAACUGUAAGUAAGAAAUAAUGAACACAUCAGAGAACGAGACAUUCAUGUACUUGGACUAUGACUAUAAUGGCAGCUGCGAUCAGGAUCCCAGUCUGGAGUUGCCUAUUAGAGCCAAGUUGGUUCUGUACUACAUGCUGUUUUGUCUAGGCCUGCUAGGCAAUGCAACAGUUCUCUGGGUUCUCCUCCGGCACAUAAAGCUGAAGACUAUGACAGACAUAUGCCUCCUCAACCUGGUCCUGUCUGACCUCAUACUGGCUGCAUCCCUGCCCCUCUGGGUGUACGAUUCACAGAACUUUAUAUCAUGCAAACUGAUGACUGGAGUCUAUCAGCUGGGCUUCUACAGUGGGACUUUGUUUGUGACCCUGAUGAGUGUGGACCGCUAUCUGGCCAUCGUCCAUGCUGUUGCAGCCAUGCGAGCCCGGACACUUCGCUAUGGAAUCGCUGCCAGCAUCACUACCUGGGUUAUAUCUAUCAUCAUGGCAAUCCCUCAGGUGAUAUUUGCCUCCUUGGAGAUAGAACCGGAUUACAACAGCUCCCAGUGUCAGCCACUGUAUCCAGAAGACAGCCAGCGGUUUUGGAAGAUGCUGCGAAACUUCAGUGAGAACACAGUGGGCCUUUUUGUGUGCCUCCCCAUCAUGAUUUUCUGCUAUGUGAAAAUCCUUGUUGUCCUGUCCAAGUCCAGGAACUCUAAAAAGGACAGAGCCGUAAAACUGAUAUUCACCAUAGUGUGUGUGUUUGUGGUGUGCUGGGUCCCCUACAAUGUCAUAGUUUUCCUUCAGACACUGCAGCUGUUUGAUAUCCUGAGCACCUGCAAGGAUUCAAACAACAUCAACACUGCCACGAUGUUUGCUGAGAUCAUUGCAGUGUCUCACUGCUGUGUAAAUCCAGUCAUCUAUGCAUUUGUAGGGGAGAAGUUUAAGAAGUCACUGGCAAAUGUGCUGAAUAGAUACCCUUGUUGGAGUCACCAGACCAGAUGGAGCCACAGAGACACCAUAGAGAACGAGACUUCAAACACACCUGUAAGAUCAGAUUAUUAGGAAUGAUAAACACACCUGCGUGGUCCUGUUAUAGUUGCAUGUAUCAUGUAAUGUUUUUGUUUUUUUAAUUUCCGAGACUACAAAGUUAUGUGUGUGUGUGUGUGUGUGUGUGUGUGUGUGUGUGUGUGUGUGUGUGUGUGUGUGUAUGUGUGUGUACUGUAAAUAUUGUUACACAGCUUAUUACCAAGUAGGAAUAUGGGAAUGCUUUAAGUAGAAUUUUAUAAAACAUUCAUUCAAAUCAUGUAAUUCUAAGUACAUUUGUAAUAUGUAGACCUAUUCAAGUAAAAUAAAAAAAAUCAAACUUGA